CAUGACUGAACUUCGAAAAUUCACUACUAAGUAGCGCUUUGAUCAACGUAGAUUUUGGGUUUCAAGGUACUGCUUCUUCUUAAAAGAUCGUAAUAUUUUCUAACCUGCUGCAUUGACUGCAAUGCUAAAUAUCUCAUACUUUUGAUUUUAUGUAUUAUCUAAUUUAUUCGAAAUGCCCAAAAAAUCCGGUAAAUCCGUGUGGGGUAAUCGAGGAGGACGAGCAAAUAAUUCUGAAGACAAACAUUACUUUGGACAUGACGAUAGACUUGUCAGAAUGGAAGGAAGAUUAUAUAGCAAUAGACCUCGUGUAUCGUUUAAGCCACAACCAAGGCCUAAUAGAGAUAUACCAAGAAGUUUGUUAGAGGCUUAUUUAGAUGAUGAUAUUCCAAUGGGUGCAAAUUCAAAUAAUAACAAUAAUAACAAUAAUAAUAGACAAGUCAUUGUAAGAGGGAGAGGAAGAGGCUUGUCUAGAGGUAGAAAUAGCCCUUUACCACCUAGAGGUUUUCGAGGAGGUAUACUCCCUAGACCACAACUUACUCUUGGAGAAGCUAAUUGGUACAAAAUUAUUAUACCAUAUGGACAAAAAUAUACAAAAGAUUAUGUAAUAAAUAAUCUUUUGAGUUAUAUUGCCCCAGAAACUUUUGUGCCAAUUAUGUAUAAAGCUAUGGGGAGUGAAGCCGUUUUCUAUGUCGAUGAUCACAAAACAGCAAAUGCACUUCUUAAUUGUGAUCGUAAAAUUACCACAACAGAUGGUUUUAAGCUUCAAGUUAGGGUUAAACCAGGAUUUCCUCAAUGUGAAAUUAAUGAUAAGCUAAAAGAAAGAUUAAAGCAAGCUAUGGUAAAACGAUAUGUUCAAGAAAACAAUGCUUUAGAUUUGUCAAGAUUUCAUCAAGAUCCAGAUCUUGUCACUGACUAUUUUUGUGCAUUGUUUCGACCAGUUAUGUUACUAACUGUAUUGGACAUUGUCUCAGAACAUAUUCCCACAUUAGAAGCUUUAAAUUUAGAUGGCAACAAACUUAAUUUAAUUGAAAGACUCAAUGUGCUUCAUAAAAAAUUUCCAAAAUUGAAAAUAUUGUAUAUAGGUGAUAAUAAGAUAAGAGAAAUUAAUCAAUUAGACGUUUUGAAAGAUUUAAAAUUAGAAGAAUUACGGCUAGCUGGAAAUCCUGUGUGCGUCAAAUAUAAGUCUCGACAGAGUGAUUAUAUUAGUGAUGUGCGGAAAAAGUUUCCCAAGCUCCUAAGACUGGAUGGUAUGGAGCUACCACGUCCAAUCUUAUUCGAUGUUGUGGAUGAUACUUCAAAGAUACCUCCUACCCAACGAAUAUUCACUACAGAUACCAAGGCCCAAGAAGUAGCAAGUCAAUUUCUGCAACAGUAUUUCAUGAUUUUCGAUAGUGCUAAUCGCCAACCACUGCUAGAUGCUUACGACGAACAUGCAUGCUUCAGUUUAACAGUAACUACUCAUGCUCAUAAUGCCAAUAAAUUAAGUACAUACAUCUUGGAAAAUAGAAAUUUAUUUAGAAUAAAUGAUACUAAUAAAAGACAAAAAUUAUUAAAACAAGGAAGAUUGCCUGUGGUUUCAUUUAUCUCAGAAAUGCCACAAACUAGACAUUAUCUACACACAUUCACAAUGGAUAUUAGUCUAGUUACUGAAGGAAUGAUGUUAAUUACAGUAACCGGAUUAUUUAAAGAGCUGAAUAGUAAAGAUGAACCAGUACGGUAUUUUAACAGGACAUUUAUUAUAGUGCCAAAGGGAAACGGAUAUUGUAUUCUUAAUGAACAGUUACAUAUCAGUCAUCCAACUGAAAUGCAACAUAAACUUUUAUCAAAUCAUUCUGCAGAAGCACAAAUGUCCGAAGGCCCCUCGAUAUCUAAAACCUCAAAUUCUGGUGUAGAAACAACGGUUCCUCAAUUAUCAGAAGAAGUAAAACAACAAAUGACUGUAACAUUAAGUCAGCAGACAAACAUGAAUCUGGAAUGGAGUUUAAAAUGUUUGCAAGAAGUUCAAUGGAAUUAUGAAAAUGCUGUAUCUGCAUUUCAAGAAUUUUUCAAGCGAGGACAAAUACCACCAGAAGCGUUUAGUAAGUAAAUUUUGCUAUCAUUAAAAAGUUAGAAAGAUGUUUCAGAUUCAUGUCUUUCUGCUUGAAGAAAUAUUACUUAAUAUAAAUAAGGUGCUGAAGUUUUGGAUAUUCAUAAAAUUUCAUAAUAAUAUUUUAUAUUUCAUUAAUUUUAAUUAAAGGAAAAAGGAAAAGCAAUCAAAUGUUUUUAAUUCAUUAUUCUUUAGAUGAGAUGUUUAUCCAAAACAUUUGCAAUUAAAUAUAAUAGUAGAUUAAAACAUAGUAUGCAACAUCAGGUUUAAGUUUAUAUUCUAAACCAGAGAUGUGCUAAUUUCUUGUCAGAAAAAAAAUGAUUUUUCUACUAGUGUUAUUUUAUUAUUUCCAUUAGAGUAUGCUUACUUCUACAGCAUUUUCAAAUGUUAUAAUCCACGUACGAUCUCUUUAUUUGUAGACAAAAAAUAAUAGCAUAGCGUGGUAAUCUAAUAAUAGUAAAUAAACGCUUCCUGUUCUGUCAUGCAAUCAUGAAAGGCAGUAUCUCUAAGAGUUAAUUUUAAAAAAAUGCCUUUUGAGGAGUUAUAUAAAAAAUCGUAUAAGAACAAGUUCUUCCCAAUAAUGUAUAAUAAAAGAAAAUAAUGAAAUUAUGCAUAUAUAUAUAUAUAUAUAUAUAUAUAUAUAUAUAUAUUUAUAAUGAAAUACUGCCUUUAUUUUUUUUAUUGAUACAAAAUGCUUUUCUUCAUGGUGGAUUAUCCUGAAAACGUAAAAGCAGUAUUUAAUUUUUCCGAAUAACAUUUUAUAGGAUUUUUUUUACUGCUUUUUUAUAGCAUGUAAUAGAGUUUUUCAAGACAAAUCCCACAGUAUAAAUAAGUCAGAAUGUAAAACAUUUUAAAUACUGCUUUUUUUAAUUGCAUGGCAGCACUGGCAGGAGUGAGAAUUCGCUAAGGAAAAAUAAAAUAAAUAGUAAGAAUAAGGAACAAUUGACUCUGUGAGUCAAUUUUGCACAUCUCUAUUCUAAACAAUACAAAACAUGAAAAAAUAUCACUUAACAUUUUUUUUAAUGUAACUACGUCAUCUCUACAAAAAUUUCACUUUACAAAUUAUAUAUAACAUAUAGUUACAUAUGCAAUAUCUGCAAAUUGCUUAUUAUUACAUUUUUGUUGUUCAUUCAUGAUUUGUAAUAUUUUAUUACAUUGAUAAAAAGAUACAGCUUAACUUUUAUCAUCAUGUACAGUCAAUUUUGAUUACAAAACUAUACAUGAAUUAAAUUCUUUUCCAUGUUUGAUAUAACUAUAAAAUAUUUGAUCUGAUGAAUAAUAUGUGAUGUGUGUGCAAAAUAAGAAAAAAAUACUUUAUUUCUCUUUCUUUGUACAUAAAUCUAAUCAUACGUUACAAAUAACACAUGUCACCUACAUGUAGUAUUUGUCUAUCCUAUUUAUAAACUUUCAGAGUUAUAUGUGAAAAUAAAAUUUCAAAGUAUUACUUACGUAAUACUAUUCAUCUUAUAUUGCUUACUAUGUUUGUUUCUCAAUUUAUAUAAGCUAAAUUUAAAAAAAGGAGUUUCUUUGGAAUGUACUGCCAUUUCAGCAUACAUAGUAAUAGUAAUAUUUAUAUUAUAUCUCUAAAAUAUUUUAUAAGAAAUUAAUAUUACUCUGAAAGUAAAAUUAUUCACACACACAUACAGUAUAUCAUUAAAAGAUAAAAAAAAUUGUGUAAUAAUAUAUUACUUUUAAAUAAGCAAUAUACGUAAACAAAUUUUACAAGUCUUAAGACACAAAAUAUUCGAAAAAACAUAAAUCACGUAAAUUCUUCAAUAAUUUACAGAUGAGAUAUGUAUAAUUAUAAUAUCAAUGCAGAUCAACUAUUCUUAAACGAACAUAGUAAACAAAUUUUAUUUAAUUUUAUAGAAGUAAUUACUAAAUUUUUUUUAAAGGAAUUACUAAAAAUUCUAAUUUCAAAAUUUUGUUAGAUUUAUACAAUACAAGCGUAAUUAUUCAUACAAAAAAGAUGGAUUUAUGAAAACCAAUGUUAUAGAUAUAUUAUAAGAAUGUCUAUAUUUUUGCAUAUUUAAAGUAGGAAAAUUUAAAGUAAAAUGUGAGUAUAAAUUGUUCAUAAAUAUCUGAGGUUU
Vespula pensylvanica (western yellowjacket) is the source of this 4176-nucleotide messenger RNA. Its product is annotated as nuclear RNA export factor 1-like. The record is from RefSeq and is a predicted model, not a curated record. Gene Ontology annotation, biological process: poly(A)+ mRNA export from nucleus. Bases 173 to 2086 code for a protein of 637 amino acids. Gene Ontology annotation, cellular component: nucleus; cytoplasm. Lineage: Eukaryota; Metazoa; Arthropoda; Insecta; Hymenoptera; Vespidae. The transcript has 10 exons. Gene Ontology annotation, molecular function: protein binding; RNA binding.